GUCGGUAGAGUUGCAUCUGCUCGGCGCGGGCCGCUUCCAACCGGCGUUUCUCCGCUAGGUCGCGGCGGACGGCAUAAGGCAACUCGGCGGUUACGGCUUCGGCCUCAAGCCUGCGCUCCAGCCGUAGCUGCGCCCUUGAGAGGCGAAGCGUCGGACUGCUGUAGCCGAGGCUCUGACCGAGCGGGUCAAGGAUGGUAUUGGUGCGCCAGCCGUAGUUCCAAUCGUCGAGCGCGGGAGCUUUCGGCAGUGGCUGGGGCGGGAUGGCGAGUUUCUUCGCCUCUCGCUGCCAAUACCGCGAUAUUUCGGUGA
Messenger RNA from Didymodactylos carnosus, 309 nucleotides. The record is from the annotation of a GenBank genome assembly. NCBI's taxonomy places the organism in Eukaryota, Metazoa, Rotifera, Eurotatoria, Philodinida, Philodinidae.